CAAAAGUACAGCUUAUUGAUAACGAGAAGGCUGACAUUAUUUUAUUUAUUUAAAGAAAAAAAAAACACGUUUCCCCUGCAGCACCCUCCAAUCGCCAGUGACAUUUUUAAGGACGAUUUACACCCCUUUAAUAAGCUGCUAUGCAAUGCGGGCAAAUUGCGCGUCUUAUUUUCUCAAAAGGCUGCUAUUAAAGUGCUGCGCCGAAUAUUGCGGUUGCAUGGCGACUCGCACAAGUUUUUAUUCCGCAGAUCGGCCGUGACUCUACCCCCCCGCCGCUCAUCACAAAAGAAGCGAGCUUCCUCUGCUGGGACGUCUUGAUCGCUUUCCACCCAAGGACUACAUGCAAAGAUACUGAUCUGUCGCCGGUGCCGGCAUAUGGUGCAAUGAACAAGAUGAUUAAGGAAAACGGCCACCUGUUCUCUGACUCUCAGUGCAAAGUGUGUAAUGCUGUCCUAAUUUCGGAGUCGCAAAAACUCGCCCAUUAUCAGAGCAAGAAACACGCGAAUAAAGUACGGAGAUAUAUGAGCAUUCACAAGAACGAAGAGCCCGCAGUGAAGAGAUUCAAAUCUUCCUCAGAUGACAAUGCCAGUAACAAUGGUGAGGUAGAUCGUAACAAAGCUUGUUCUGUCUGCAACAUGACGUUCCCGGCUCCAGUCGUGGCCGAGUCGCAUUACCAAGGCAAGGUGCACGCCAAGAAUCUGAAGCUAAAGAUGCAUGGAUUCCAGUCUCCAGCCUUGCCCCCUGGGAAAACCCAGGCUAAGAAGAAGGCAGAGGGCCAGGCCGUAGCACCCCUGAGCCCGGCCGAGGGAGACCCGGACCGAUUCUGCACCAUUUGCCAUGCCUCCUUCAACAACCCCCUGAUGGCCAAGCAGCACUACGUGGGGAAGAAACACAAGAAACAGCUGACAAAGAUGAAGCUUCUGGAGGCUUACGGGCCCAGCGCAGCCCCCGCGUCGACGGUGAAAGGUUACCCCUGUACAGUGUGCAACAUAGAGCUGAACUCCGUGGAGCAAUAUCAGGCUCACAUCAGCGGGUCGAAACACAAAAAUCAUAUGAAGGCGAAGAAUGGAAACGGCGCCGGAGCAGCCCUGAAAGCGACUGAGCACGACUCGGCUGGCCAGGAGCAUCAUGCGGAGGACUGGGACACCUUCACCCCGGCCUACGAGUGAAGAGCGUCAGUCUUAGUCAGUCUGAGGUCCCGCUCUGUUUAACCCCGACACACCCAGUAGCACGUCCCCCUCACCACACACACACACACACACACACACACACAACCACAUAUGCAUCAGUCCAUACCGCGCCCCGGAGACCCAAAUCAUGGCGAAGACCUAUAGUAACAUAUAAAGUAGUGGGUGCAAUAAGGCUAAUCGGUAAAUCCACACUUGAACUGCCAUGCAAGAUGACACCCCGGUUACAGAUUUAUUUCUGGGGAGUGUUUAGGAUCACUGCUCUCCUCCCUCACAUGGUUGGGGGCAAAGUGUUAUUUUAUUAUUAUUUUUUUAAGUCUUUUUUUUUUUUUUUUACCUGUGUUUGCAUUUGUUUCAAAUUCCACCCGCUCCUUUGUGGUAGUAUUUUCGCAAAACCAUUGCAGUCUCCCUGCAUUUAAAUUUUUCCCUAUUUAUAAAGUCGCUCCAUGACAGUUUACUUUCUUUUUUGCCGUCUGAUCGCUCUGAAGGUCGAGCAUUUCUGCGUUUCUCAGCUGCUAUAACCCAGUGGUUCUCAGUCCUGUUCCUGGACACCCUCCCUUGCCAGAACGUUUUCAUUCCGACCCACGCUGCUUUCAACCUGCCACAUUCAUUGUUAUCCUAUUAAGGACCAUAUAAGCCAGACUAAGGUAGGCUUGGAAUGAAAACAUUUUGGGGGGGGGGCAGGAACGGGAUUGAGAGCCACUGCUAAAACCUAACCACGAGAAACGUCUUUUAAACAGAAUUGGCUCCACUUAACUCUCUUCUGUUACAUUGUUACCAUGUGUUAUGCGGCACUGCAGCCCCUUUGUUGAUGCAAAUGUUUAUCUAGCCCUGAGUUAUUUAAUUACGAUUUUAACGUCAUUAAAAAUAAUUUUAACUUGCCAUUUGCAGGUUGGGGGCGGGAUGCCGUCUCAGUUUAUAAUGUUCUACGACAGCCCUCUGUCGGUGUUCUAACCUGAAGAGGAGCACUAACUUAGAUGAUCGUAGGGCAGAAUCAGCUGUAAUGCUUGUGUUUAAUUAGAAAAGGACAGGUCUACUUUGGUCUAAAGUGAGGGGGGAAAAGUCCCAGACUUGUUAAGUGGGCAUCUUCUUUCAGCCGUUUAUGUUCCCUUUAAACUGAUGGUUUUGUCCUGGGAUACGUCUGUCAUAAAUCCCAGGUAUUGUUUGUGUAAAAGUAUAUGAUGAAGCUUAGUUCCUGCAUUGUCAGAAAGAGAGUGCUACUUCGUACCCUUGCUUGUCACUGGUGCUGUACGCUCAAAGGUCUUCCACUUGUACCCAAAAGCAGCAGGUAGUUGUUCCUUUGGGGUAGGUUAAUGGUGUUUGUACCUUAUGGAUGUCCAUACAGAAGUCCAUUUCUGUACCUUAAAAGAAAGUUACCUACAGCUAUGGGGUACAGUUGGUCUUGUGGGAGUUUUACUUGCACAAUGGUCUUGGGGCAGAACAAAAAAUGAUUGGUUCAGAGAGAUAACUAAUCAGACUGUAGAGCAAUCGGAUAUCUUGGUCCCACCUCCUCUUGUUGCUUAUACCCACCUCCUCUACAAUCUGAUUGGUUCCGUGAGAUAACCAAUCACUUGUUUGCGUAACAUUUUUUGUGCGAGCAAAACUCCCAUGAGCUACAGUUGGCAGACCCUUGAGGGUACAUCCCCAGCAAAGGUACAAGUUGGUACUCUUCCCUGACAGUGUGCCUUGGCACCCUAUGUGCUCCGACUGCCGGUUUGCACCGCGAACGCACGGCACGUUGGCGCGGGUAACAUGGCCAAAACGCCCUGGCAGACGUCAAGGCUUGGAGGAUUCCCCGUAAUAUGAUCAUAAUUGUUUUGGUUUUUUUUUUGGUAACAGUAGCUUUCCACAUGGUGAGUGACAUAUUUAGACAAUUAAUGCAACUGAGCUUCUGGUAGAGCGAUAUUAAUGUUACCUGUGAUUUUACAGAACAGGCUUAAUUCAUCUGUAAAUAACAAGCUGAUCACUGGAAAAAGGCGUCCAGUUUUCAAGCCUCCAACCUAAUGUUCAUGCUGUUGUGCUGUUCUUGACCAGAUUUAUUUGAAAUACGGAAAAUAUCCGGCUAGACGAAUAUUAUAGCAAGUGUAAAUUGAAUAAACAAAAAGUUUUACGAA
Messenger RNA from Brienomyrus brachyistius, 3301 nucleotides. It is a transcript of the gene znf346, whose product is annotated as zinc finger protein 346. The transcript is spliced from 8 exons. Gene Ontology annotation, molecular function: zinc ion binding; nucleic acid binding. The coding region runs from base 384 to 1169 and encodes 261 amino acids. NCBI's taxonomy places the organism in Eukaryota, Metazoa, Chordata, Actinopteri, Osteoglossiformes, Mormyridae. The record is from RefSeq and is a predicted model, not a curated record.